This is a messenger RNA of Schizophyllum commune H4-8, 1029 nucleotides long. RefSeq lists its product as uncharacterized. The record is from RefSeq and is a predicted model, not a curated record. Bases 1 to 1029 code for a protein of 342 amino acids. Lineage: Eukaryota; Fungi; Basidiomycota; Agaricomycetes; Agaricales; Schizophyllaceae. The transcript is spliced from 4 exons.
AUGCCCUACCCAGGAUACCCUGUCGCGAUGUCUCUCCCCGACGCGCACCCGUUCGAGGUCAUUGACUUUGGCAAUGGUCAGGUCUUCGUCAGUCUCCCCGGCGGCGUUGACGACAUACCCAAAGUCAUCGCCUUCGCGAAGCGGUCUCCUGCUCUGUUUGCAAAAUUUUUCCCCGGCGUCGACAUUGACGAAGUCAUAGCGGGGAACUAUCAGUGGUUUGACGAGCCGGCCGUCCAGGAGGCAGAGCUCGGCACUACUGCUACGAGCUCGACGAGCGCCGCUCUCGCUCCCGUCCCCGUUGGCAACGGCACGGGCGUCACCGCAUCCGCGCCUGCUCCCGCGCCCAUUCCCACUCCCGUGGUCUCCGUCUCUGUCGCUUCUGCUGUUGUCGACCCUGCCGUUGCCGCUCCCGUCGUCUCGGUCGGCGUCGCGGCGCCUGCGACCGCCUCUGUCCCGUCCAUGACGGUCGUUCCGACGCCGAGUGUGCCGCUCAGUAUGAGACAGGCCAUUGUUGCGGGUAUCUGCUUUAUGGACACGUCGUAUCGCGGCGACUACAACACGCGCCUGCAGAGGGACAGGGACACCCUUUUUGUCUUCAGCCCGCUAAGGCGUAUUCCGGCGGACGCUCACAAGCUAACGGGGGCAGCUUAUCGAGCGUUCCUUGCUAGCCAAGGUCUGCCUCCCUACGUGUCCCCAACGCGCGUGAAGGCCGACUUUGUGCCACGCAAGCAGCCGAAGAAGACUGCGUACCAGGCCACGAAAGUGACCGUCAGGGGCGGCGAUUUCCUCUGGAAUCUCGCCCGCGACCCGACGCCGCUCGACCUGAUCUUCAGUACGACUGGGACUACCGUGUUGCCUAUGCGCGGCAGGACGUAUACCUUCGCCGAGUUGUUCCCCGAGGAGACCGAGAGUCACAGCCUUACGGAGCGUGCUGGCCCCUCGAAGUCGUGGGGAAGUUCACCUACCAUGGGGUCCCCGUGGCCGUCGUCUUCGCAGGACUCUGCUCUUGACUCAGAUAUGACCAUGUAG